AUGGCUUCCGGGCACAACUCAGCAUUCUCCGCGUCGACCCAGCAUCGCGCUUUGGUGGAUGGACGCUCUUCACUCAGCCAAGAUGACAACUCAGCAAACGGUAGCUGGAAUGAUGGCACCCCACGUACUGGGAGGAUUGGGAGGUCUGAGUCUGGAGGUAGCAGCAAUAUGGGCGGACGAGGGUCGUUGGCACCCUCGUUUGGCGGGCCAGGCAGCUUCAGUGCGGAGCUCAAGAGCAUGCACUCCCGCAGUGUCACACCCCGGCCGGAUGGCCAAUAUAACAGACGUGCCAGCAGAUCAAUUGGCGAGGAGGACCUACACACUACAGAAGAGCGCCAGGCUUUCCUGCGGGGCAAAAUCGCGAAGGAGACCAAGAUUAAGACCGGAACUGAGAACAUGCUAGAGGCAUUACUAUCCAAACCUCUGAAACAAACCAAGGACCAACGAAUCAAGGUGGAGUCGGAGCUGAGCUCUUCCAACCGCAAACUGGUCGAAUUGCAGCAUGAACUGGAAGAGGAACUUUUACGUGCGCAGGCGCCGGCCUCGUCCCCCCAACGCAGCAGCCGCCUUUCUGGUCUCUUCCGGGGCAGUCCCAUGCGUUCACCGUCUCGCAACAAAGACACUGGUGGGUCAGUGGAUGGAGACUAUCAAGAAUAUGGAGAGGCGGAUAUGGAAUCGCCGACAUACGUGCUUUCGGAGACGCUACAGGCGCUGGAGAUCGAAGGAAUGUCCCCUGAUUUCUAUGUUGAACGUGCCAAUAGCCUAGUUGAGCUAUUCAGACGACACCCUACCUUAAAGUAUGACCUCGCCUGGCCUGUCUUUGGCCUCCGAGUUCAGGUGAUGCUUCUGAGUGACAGCAAAGAGGUAGUAGCUGCUGGCUAUCGAUUGACACGGUACGCUAUUGCGGACCGUAAGUCUUUGCAGACAAUCCGAUCGUUGCAUACCGAUGAGCUUGUGAUACUGUCCCUCGUCAAGGAAAGCAAAGCAAGCAUUGAAAGGGAACAAGCUUUGAAGUUCGUGAGAGGCUUCCUGGAUGUCAAAGACGGCGUACGAGAGAUUUCACGCGCCAUUGUGCGGACUAUCGUUGCUGUUGCCGAGCACCAUGAAGAUCGUCUCCGGAGCAUCUCGAUCAUGACCCUGGCCGAGAUAUUGGUCAAAGAUCCCGAACUGGUCGCUUCGGCUGGUGGGUUCGCUGCCCUACACGAUGCGCUGGCAGAAGGGACCUUUGGCGCUUCAGAGAGUCUGAUCUCAAGUUUCCUGCAUGUGGUGGACACGCCGCGCAGCAGAAAGUUCCUGCAAGGAUCUGAAUUGGAAGCCGUGCUCACACCUUUCACUGAUUCAUUAUCAGAUUCACUGCGUAGUGGACGGUUAAAGACUGCAGCCCGGGCAAUUUCGGCGAUGCUGAAGACUUGGCCGGGACUGGUCAUUCUUGCAAGGCAUGACUCGCAACCGUUGCGUUCUCUCCUCGACUCUCUUCACUAUGAUGAUCCCACAGCCCGAGACCUGAUCAUGGAACUAUUAUUUGACGCUCUGCGGAUCAAGCCUCCAUCCUGGUCAUCAUCUUUCCUUGCCGGUAGGAGACUCACAACUUAUGGCAGAGUCUCUAACUUGCGCUCUGAUACCGAGUCAAGGGUUUCCCGUACCUUCAAUGACACCAAUAGCAACAGGUUUGACCUUACAGCCCACUUCUCUACCCUUAUCUUGGCUGGCUUGGUUGAGGCAGGGCUUGCAAAGACCCUCUCCGAUGUCAUUGAGGAUGAAUCGGAUCUUUCUCUCAGACGCAAGGCAACCCUACUAUUAACAGAGGUGCUCAAGCUUGCGCAUCAUUCCCUCCCACAAUCUGUCAGCGCUAAGCUACAAGUGCUUCCUCAUCUGAUUCCGCCAGCCGUCAACUUUGACGUUGACAACCACGACCUUUCAACCACAACAAUUUUCCAAAUCGAAAGUAUCAACCGAACACUGGCUCGUUCCGGCGGAUAUCCCAGUGGACAGGGCCGAUACAACAUGGAGUCUGAUUUAUCAACUUCUCUACUUCCCGGCGAACAAGGGAAGGACAAACUAAGCCCUGCCAUGGACGAGACCCAGUUCCGCAAUGCCAUUCUAGAGACCCACGUUCUCAACACCGUGAAUUAUACGAAGUGGAAAUGGGAUCUGAUCCACCGUCUGGUUGAGGGCCCUCUCACAAAUUCGAAGCGAAUGGACGAGGCAAUCAAAGGAUCCAAGUUCAUGAAACGACUCAUUGGAUUCUAUCGACCUUUCAAGUACCGAUUUGCCAUGAUUCCAAACACAAAGCCGAACCAGCGUUAUGUCCGAACUGGCUGCGUCCUCAUGCGCACUCUGGUCAUGACCCCCGAGGGUACCAAAUAUCUGGCGGAGAACAAAUUCCUCCGUCAGGUUGCAGAGUGUCUAGCUCAGCUGGAUCGCAUGAGUGGGCUGACCUCUACUUCGCCACUUUUUUCCCAAAAGCAAAUGGCAUCUACAUUGAGUGGAGGUUACUUCGCGAUGUUGGGAACCCUAAGUGGUGAUGUGAACGGGUUGCUCAUGAUGGAGCGCUGGCACAUGCUCAACAUGUUCUAUCAUAUCAUUGAGCUGCGAGAUCGCAAUGAUCUCAUCCAGACAUUGCUAGGGAAUAUGGACUACAGCCGAGAGAGUCACCUCCGGGUCAUGCUUUCCAAAGCCCUGACGAUUGGCUCCAAGGAAAUUCGGAUCUUCGCAACCAGACUUCUCCGCAAGUAUGCGGUCGGCGAUGUCUCAUUAUCACCUCAUGUGGCGAUCGGAAAUGCGGAAUGGGUGGUCAAACUUCUUGUGACCCAGCUCUACGACCCCGAAGUCACAGUCUGCCAGGUCGCUGUCAAGAUCCUGGAAGAGGCGUGUAACCAACGGGAUUACCUCGAAUUCGUGGUCAAGUGCCGGCCAUCUCUCGAUCACCUUGGUGAAAUUGGCGCGCCGCUAUUACUCCGGUUCCUGUCGACUUCAGUGGGCUACCACUAUCUGGACGGCCUCGAUUAUAUAACACAAGAAAUGGACGACUGGUUCCUCGGCCGCAACGAUACCUAUGUUGGUCUCGUUGAGGCUGCACUCUCCCGGGCUUAUGUUGAACAACCUCGACGGGGUAGCCUUGCUCCCGAAGAUCUGGUGGACCUCCAGGAUAUUGGAUUGGUACCACCGCAUUUCUAUCGAGAACUUGCACGCACCGCCGAGGGUUGCAAGCUGCUAGAACAGUCGGGCCAUUUCAACGAAUUUGCCUGGACAAUUCGCGAUUUCAGACUGGAUGAGGAAGAGAACGAAAUGCUCCUCAAGGCUAAGGGAUGUCUCUGGGCUGUCGGCAAUGUCGGUUCAAUGGAACUCGGGGCGCCAUUCCUAGAUGCCGAGAUUGUCGAACGAAUCGUGGAGAUAGCAACAAGUGCAGGAGUCCUCACCAUGCGAGGUACUGCCUUCUUCGUUCUAGGCUUGAUCUCCCGCAGCCGACAUGGACUUAAAGUCCUACAGGGACUAGGCUGGGAUUCUGGCGUGGAUCAAAAGGGAGACUCGCUAGGUCUUUGUCUUCCUACCGAUUUCCGGAAGCUAUUUUUGAUUUCUUUCCCGGGUUACAAUUCAGAAUCGAAACGCACUCCCCGAGAGAAGCUCAAGGAGGCUACCACGGACCCUGACCCUGUCAAUCAGAAGAUCCUCAAGUUGAUCGUCGACAUGGGCAAUACCGUGCUCUCCAAACGAGCCGCGUCAGAUCUUCAUGGCUUGAAAUCCAAACAACCCGAGCGAUUCCACCAAGCCCAUCUCUUCCGAAAAACUCUUUGCAUCCUAGAAAGUCACCAUUUCAGAUUACCAGCUCGACGAUUUGCCCUGGACUUAUUCGACAAGCGUGUUCUGCGUCGAAUCGUCCUCGACGAAGAUACGGACUCGGAUUCAGACUCUUCGGCUAAUUCCAACUCUGAAUGA
Molecule: messenger RNA, 3936 nt
Organism: Penicillium canescens
Lineage: Eukaryota; Fungi; Ascomycota; Eurotiomycetes; Eurotiales; Aspergillaceae
Product: putative cytosolic regulator Pianissimo
Exons: 3
Coding region: 1-3936 (1311 amino acids)
Biological process (GO): TORC2 signaling
Cellular component (GO): TORC2 complex
Source: RefSeq, a predicted model, not a curated record